AUGCCCCCGGAAAUGAGCAGCAUAUCGCCACCCAUAAACAAGAUCCUCAAGGGGUUCAAAGAGGACAUCGAAACCACGGUCAAUGGUGAGAACGACAAGGCAAUAGAGAACCCAAGUAGGAAGCGAGAGGCAAUCGGCAUCAGGUCAAAGCGAAAGUGGGAGUAUUUCAAGACAGCACAACCGAAAUCCCGGAAAGCUCGAUUCACCAAAUAUGUCAUUCUCGUCCGCACUGUAUGGAGUGCCAAGGGCGUGCCUGCCAGAGUGGAGAUUGAUGUCAAAGGUGAACUUCUCCAACAAGUUCUGAUUGAGAUCAAUAAAGACACGAAGUCGUUUGUUCUUGAUAAAUCAAACGAGAUCGUGGGUGCUUUAUUCAUGACAAUGAUGCUGAAUCAUACUGAUCUUAUCAGGUCGAUCGGAGGCUAUUUUUCCACUCCAAGGGAGGUAUUGAAAGUCGGCUAG
This is a messenger RNA of Exophiala aquamarina CBS 119918, 459 nucleotides long. RefSeq lists its product as uncharacterized. The record is from RefSeq and is a predicted model, not a curated record. NCBI's taxonomy places the organism in Eukaryota, Fungi, Ascomycota, Eurotiomycetes, Chaetothyriales, Herpotrichiellaceae. Bases 1 to 459 code for a protein of 152 amino acids. The transcript has 2 exons.